AUGGUUUUUCUUCGCAUUUUUCGCGCCGCACGUACGUAUAAAGUGACAAGUAUGUUAAUUGGAUUUGGAGCCUCGGCAGUUGGUGUAGGUACAGCUUUAGGAUUUUCGUUCGUGACAGCGCGCGAGAGAAAAGUGGACACUUCCAAAUUUAUGGCGGAACCAUUAACAGAAUCUCAGACUCUAGAGAACAGCAUGGACGACAUGAAAAGCAGGAUGGAGGUCAUGAUUCUCGGCGUUCAGGCCGACAUUUGUCGGAAACUUGCAGAAAUCGAUGGGAACGACUUCCAUGUGGAUCGCUGGCUGAGAAACGAAGGUGGCGGUGGAAUAAGCUGUGUUUUGCAAGAUGGUAAGGCUGCAUAAGAAAAGGAAUAACCGCGACGAUUUUUCCAGGACAUCUUUUUGUGGCAUGAGAACACCGUUCAAUCCCAAGUAGGGGCAUGAAGUUGCAAAUUUGUUUCGAAAACUCAGCCUUCUGGUUAUCUCUCUGAUAGACUGCUUGCCUUAGAUUUGAAUGCUACUCUGCUGACCCUAGUAGCAAGUGACAAAAUAUUUUCCCUUUUUUUUUGUAAAAUUACCCUAUGUCCUCUUUCUUUGCCCACCACUCAUGGAGGAAUGGUUUAGGCAAAGGUGAAAUCUGCAAAAAAGACUGAGGUGAGAUUUCUGCACAGUUUCAUACUUCAUUGGACAUAACAGUUCUUGAAAAGAAAAGAAAAGUAAGUGAUAGAUUGCCUUUAGGACCACAGCUUUGUUUCAGAAUAGUAUGGUGUUGUUUGGAAAUCACACUAAAGACUGAUACAAAUUGCUGUUAGAGCCUGCAGCUUGCUGCUGGCUGAUCCAAAAGUGACUGCAUACAUUUACUUGGUGAUUUUCCAUUAGCUACCUUUUCAGCUUGUUGGUGUCCAAGAGUCUUGGGUGCAAUUCCUCAAGGGGGGAUCUUUCUAGUCCCCCAGUCUCAACAAAAAAAAAUGACAUCUUUUCUUACUUGACAACCUGGAAAAAAAUUUUUUUCUGUCCUAAAGCUGUACCUUGCUCUGUAAUUUUGCAGGAAAGGUGUUUGAGAAGGCUGGUGUAAAUGUUUCUGUUGUUUAUGGCAAUCUGUCACCCGCAGCUGUGGAACAGAUGAAAAGUAGGGGUAAUAAACUUCAAGGAAACAAGUUUCCAUUUUUUGCGGCAGGGAUAAGUUCUGUUAUUCAUCCACGCAAUCCAUUUGUUCCAACUCUUCACUUCAACUAUCGCUAUUUUGAAGUCCAAGAAGAAAGUGGCAAGAAACACAGUUGGUUUGGUGGUGGAACUGAUCUUACACCUUAUUACCUAGAUCAAGAGGUAGAUGAGAAGAAUUUAAGUUUGUUGAUAAGCUCUCAUUUCUUUACUCUUUAACCCUUAAAAGUGAUAAAAGUUUAACUGUAACUCCCAAGAUCUGGUUGUCAAUUCUCCUCUCUUGCUACCACACAUUUCCUUGUAAAUGAGAAUUUGGUGUUAUAUCAAGAUACCAACUACUACCUGAUAAGUCUGAGUAUUCUCAUUACCUGUUUGCUGGAUAAUGUAUGGAUCUUAUAGAGAGAAGUUUCAUGUUAAUCACUUCUGGGAGUUAAAGGGUUAAGUCUGUACUCAAGCCUAGUAGCCCAUCUAGCUGGAGGUUAUCCCAUGUUCCUCAGCAUGAAGGGACCAAGAGUAUUUUUACUCCCCAUUGGGUGGGAUGCCAAUCCGUUACAAGGUAAUCCCCCCCAGCAUUUCAUCAGGCUUCCCUUAAAAAUUUACCGGUACUCAUUUAUACUCCUUAGUGGAGAGAGACACUCUGGGAGUAAAGCAUUUUUCUUAAGAACACAACACAUUGACCUGACCAGGACUUAAACCUAGACCUCUCAAUCCUAAGUUCAGCACUCUUACAAUCAGGCCACUAUGCCUAGUCUCCCACAACCUCAUAGAGUGACUAACAUUUAACUUCUCCCAAAAGUAUCACCCUUGAGUCAAACAUUGAGGCUAUGAGAAUAAAGGGAAUGAUAAAAAAAUUGAGGAACUCUUUGAUUCUAGGAGUCAUUAACCCUUUAACUCCAAGAUCAAAUUUGUAAUUCUCCAUACUGUCAACCAUUCAAUUCUUAUCAUUUUAGUUCAGAGAAUUUAGUAUUGGAUCAACUAAUUAUUUGGCUCGAUUGUAGGAAUCAAUUUAUUUUGAGUGCUUGAGAUAGCUUUUUAUGGUGGAAGAAUGUUGAAUCUUUGUUUUCUGUCUUAGGAUGUAAAGCAUUUUCAUAGGACUUUGAAGGACUUCUGUGAUAAGCAUGACCCAUCUUAUUAUCCAACAUUUAAGAAGUGGUGUGAUGAUUAUUUUGUUGUGAAGCAUAGAGGUGAGUCAUACUCAGUGGUCUGAAAAGUUUCCUAAAAAAAUAAUAACAAGAUGCAGAACAGCUUAGAUUGACCAAGAAAGAGGAUGAAACAUAACUGAGCUCUAAGAAGAAUUAUAGGGUGCCUGUCAAGGCUCUUUUUUCAGAAGUCUGGGGUUCCAGGGUCUUAGAGCUUGUGAAGUUCACUAAAAAAAGUUAUGCAGGUUGCUUAAAGAUGAAAGUUGGUUGCUUGUGGGGCAAGAACAUAAGAAGACACCUCUGUGCUACACUUGCAUCUCUGGGCUGAGUAGUCUGAAGCAGGGUGGCAGUUAGGCUAGGUUUAUCUCAGAAGCACAGAUUGCAUCUUAACUAGACUCAGGAUUCAAUUAAUAGUUUGAACUUAACAAUUAUGGUAAUGGACUAUUGUUGACCACAAGUAACUGAUGGUUAAAAUAUCUUAAUGGAAGCCAUCCUAAAAGUCAAGUCAAGUCAUUAAUCCUCUAACCUUUACGAGUGAUUAGCAUCUAAUUUCUCUAUACAUUAUCACUGCUGACUCAAGCAUAAAGGUUAUGAGAAUACAUGAAUUUACCACCCACUCAAGAAGCUCUUGAUUGUUGAUCAAAUUCUCCCUGUCAGCACCAUAGGGAAUGGACAGAGAACAGUGUAAAGAUGACACCUGCUUAGGUUGUUGACACACCUCUCACUGCCAUUGACAACAAUCAUUUUCAGGACUGCCCUGUACCUUUAAUCCAGGAGUGAAUUCCACACCUUGAAUAGUUACCUUCAGUUGACAGUUUGCAACUAAAAUUUUUCAUGUUCACCGAGUAGAAGCAAUCAUGUCAAGCCAAAAUAUAACUCUCUAAGUCUAUAUCUUAUGCACAAGUCUUCUGAAGCUUAGUGUUUCUUUCUUCAUAACAGGCGAAUGUCGAGGUGUUGGGGGCAUAUUCUUUGAUGACCUUGACAAACCCUCACAGGAUCAGAUUUUCAAGUUUGUUCAGGCUGGAGCCAAUGCUGUUCUGCCUGGCUAUGUUCCUAUGGUUUUAAAACACAAAGAUGAUCCAUACACUGAAAGUGAACGGCAGUGGCAGUUGUUACGGAGAGGACGGUAAGUUUUAUCUGGCCUUAGAACUCUUCUCUAAGAACUCUAUGUGGACAUGUUAACUUUUAAAUUACAGUGCAAUAUCCUGCUUUCAUUCUUUCAGGACCAAGGUGUUUCAUUCUAAGAUUUAUAAACAACCACAUAUGAAGCAAUUAAGUCAUGCCAUUUAAAUUGCUAAACAACAUUGUUAAUCAGCAGAAUAUCGACCAGUUAUUAAAUAAGAUGUGCUGUAGAAAUUCAAAAGAUUUUCCUUUUCCUCAUGUGUGUUUCAUUAAACAGAUUCCUAUAAUUGUUUCAAUUUUUUAUGUGCUUGUAAAUUUUGCAUAAUAGCUUUUUUUUUUGCUUUCUUUUCCUUUAAUAUUGCAUGGAAUGUUCGUAUUUUUUCUUUUUUUAAAAUAAUUGCUGCUUGGAAUACCUACUUGAGGGGAUAAUGUUACUGAGAUGAAUGCAGAUUUUCAUUUAAGGUUUUGAUACUAGAAAGGUGAUGGCAUGUAGGUUGAAGUUUAUUGGUAUUAUUUUUCCUCUGUUAAGAUUACUGUUUCAAUUAAUAUAUCUCCUACUUACUAAGGAGGUUUGUACUAUAAGGUGCAGACUGAGUUUUUUCCGGCCUGGAUUUAUGGCCUCAGGGCAAAGUAUGAAAGCCAUUAAUCUGAGCAGAGAAACAAGGUCCCAUAACCUACAAUAUGGAUUGAUAAAUAAGAGUAGUGAUUUAUUAAUAUAUCCCCAGGUUCAAACAGAGAGGAAAGAUUUCAAUUCAAAGAAACUUUUGAAUUGAGCAAGCUAUACAGUGAAAUACAGCCUGCUAAAUUGUUCAAUCAUAGUGCAUGUUCUAACUGAGAGAUUUUUGGAUUUUUGAUUUUCCUCAUCUCACAGAUACGUGGAAUUUAACUUGGUUUAUGACCGUGGCACCAAGUUUGGUCUGUAUACACCUGGUGCUCGCAUAGAAAGCAUUCUGAUGUCACUUCCCCUGGAGGCACGCUGGGAGUACAUGCAUGCACCAGCAAAAGGUACUAGAGAAGACGAAUUGCUGCAAGUCCUGCAGACUCCUAAAGACUGGGUUCAAUAGGCAGUAAAUGCAUGUUUGUUUACUCAGGAAGCAACGUUUUGGAGGCAAAUGGUACAACCUUGGUAGAGAGUAACUCAAUAACUCCUGGAAGUGAUGGACAUAUACUGGUAACUUUUCCUUAUAACAUCAAGGCAGUAUCCAGUAACCUGUGAACAGGCCCCCACUAUGAGAGCUUUAUUAGAGUGUUUCUCCCUCCCCCUUUAGUGCCAGAUCUUCAGCAAACCUCUUUCUUCCCCCCCCCCCCCCACUUGUCUCAAUAUAAUCUUCCUCAGGGCAGAGAAAUCCUUCUUGAAGCAUUUUUAAUGAGGCGUGCUCAUGAGCUAAGUAUCUAGUAAACUUAAGUUGAGAACAUACAGACAUUUGCCAGAGGGUGUUGUCUUGAUUAAACAAUAAAUUCUCUUAACCAUUGAGUAAGCAAAUGCACAGCUGCCUGAAAGGAGAAUUGCCAAUUAGAUCUUAGGAGGUUUCACAAGGAACUAUCAUGGUAGUGAAAAUUCAAAGUAAAAACAAGCCAACUGCCCAGAACUUGGGAAAACAUAAGUGACCAAGUCACAGUUUGUUUUAGUUUUGAAUCUCAUUGGUUGAGAAAAUUGAUACUGUAAGGAGAAAUCAGAUGCCAAUCAUCCUUUGCGUUCAAAGAGAUAAAGCCAAAAUUUCAAGCUCGGAAGGGAGACACUCCCUAUUGGGUAAAAAUGGAACAUUGUUAUUGACCACACGUGAUGUUGAUUGAAAAUAAAAUCGUGCAAUUUCUUACGGGAACAUGAACACC
Molecule: messenger RNA, 5252 nt
Organism: Pocillopora meandrina
Lineage: Eukaryota; Metazoa; Cnidaria; Anthozoa; Scleractinia; Pocilloporidae
Source: the annotation of a GenBank genome assembly